This is a messenger RNA of Striga asiatica, 1902 nucleotides long. The record is from the annotation of a GenBank genome assembly. NCBI's taxonomy places the organism in Eukaryota, Viridiplantae, Streptophyta, Magnoliopsida, Lamiales, Orobanchaceae.
CUGGAAUUUAAUUUCUUAAAAAAUAAAAAAAUAAAAAAAAUUAGUCACUAGGUUGCCAAGUGCCAAUAAUGGUCAUAUUUGUAUGCGCUUUUUUUACACAUUUGUGUGCAUGUGUUUGGUGAAUGCUGUCCUCUUUGCAUUCUUUUCUUGAAAUUUCACUCAGAGGUCUCUUUGAGGCCUGUCACUGCAAAAUACAAGGUUGAGGUUGCAAAUUACCAGAAAUUGUUUUUGUUGUGUGAGAGAUGGGGAAUUAAAGCUUGCCGGGUGUUCUUUAAAUACUGAUUUUUGCAUCUUCAUAGUACAAAUUCGGCAUUCCUCAAAAUUCUACUAAGCCCAUCAACAAGAAUCUUUCCAAAAAUGCUUGUAAUCGAGAGUAAAGAAGGCGCAAUAGCAUGCAUGAUACUCUCUUUGCUUUUCUUGGGCACGUGGCCUGCCCUUUUAACUCUCUUAGAAAGGCGGGGCCGCUUACCUCAGCACACUUAUCUCGACUACACCAUCACGAAUCUAUUGGCUGCCCUCAUAAUCGCCUUCACAUUCGGCCAGAUUGGUAAAAACCCGAAUCAGAAGCCAAAUUUCAUCAAUCAGCUAUCUCAGGAUAAUUGGCCGAGUGUGAUUUUCGCGAUGAUUGGUGGGAUUUUUCUAAGUGUCGGGAAUUUAUCGACACAAUACGCUUGGGCUUUUGUUGGCUUGUCAGUAACAGAAGUCAUCACAUCAAGCAUAACAGUAGUCAUAGGAACAACUAUGAAUUAUUUCUUGGACGACAAAAUCAACAGGGCCGAGAUUUUAUUUCCUGGCGUUGCUUGCUUUCUUAUUGCUGUUUGUUUUGGCUCUGCCCUUCAUUCAUCCAGUGCUGCAGAUAAUAAAGCUAAGUUUGAUGGAAAAAACGGGACAAUGAAAAAAGAUGCUUAUAUCUCCCAAGAAAAUUUUGCAAACAAAGAUGUGGAGAAAGAGGGUGGCAGCAUUAAGGAAAAGGCGAGAUUCGGAACAGCAGAUUUUCUAGUCGAGCUCGAGAAUAAAAGGGCAAUUAAGGUUUUUGGGAAGAGCACUUUCAUUGGGCUGGGAAUCACUUUCUUUGCCGGGAUAUGUUUUUCUCUAUUUUCUCCGGCUUUCAAUCUUGCAACUAACGAUCAGUGGAGUACUUUAAGAGACAAAGUCCCACACUUGAGUGUGUACACUGCAUUUUUCUACUUCUCGGUUUCGUGCUUUGUGAUUGCUGUUAUUCUCAACAUAAGCUUCUUGUACCGCCCCGUUUUGGAUCUGCCAAAGUCCUCAAUCAAGGCUUAUCUGUUGGACUGGAAUGGUCGGGCCUGGGCCUUACUUGCUGGGCUUUUGUGUGGUUUUGGAAAUGGGCUUCAGUUCAUGGGUGGCCAGGCUGCUGGAUAUGCUGCAGCUGAUGCCGUUCAGGCAUUACCACUUGUGAGCACAUUUUGGGGCAUGUUAUUAUUCGGAGAGUACAGAAGGUCGUCAAGAAGGACGUAUAUAUUGCUCGUGGGCAUGUUGUUGAUGUUUAUAGCUGCAGUUAGUAUCCUCAUGGCCUCAUCAGGCCACCGUAAGUGAUCUUCGGUUUUCUUGAAGAAAACUCUUGAGAUAAGUCAACAGUUAGCUACUGUUGAGCUUGGGUAAAGCAAAAAUGAGCCUGCCUAGAAUUUGCUAACUUUAGGUGAUUGCAGAAAAAGAAAAUGUUACAGUGAGUUUGAAUCUGUGUAUAUUAUGUAGAAGUAAAUCUGCCCCAAUGCAUGCAGGGGCGAUAUUAUAAGUAUUUGAAUUACACUGAGUGUUAAUUCUAAAAAUAUUUACAAUUUUAAAAAUAAAAAGAAAAGAGAAUAAAAAGUAUUUAAGUUUUUAAACUGAAAGGAAAUUACGUCAUUGAUUAUAUUUAGAAUGACAAUUUUCAUUUGUUCG